Archocentrus centrarchus (flier cichlid) is the source of this 1524-nucleotide messenger RNA. RefSeq lists its product as uncharacterized. Gene Ontology annotation, molecular function: DNA binding. The transcript has 2 exons. NCBI's taxonomy places the organism in Eukaryota, Metazoa, Chordata, Actinopteri, Cichliformes, Cichlidae. Bases 32 to 970 code for a protein of 312 amino acids. The record is from RefSeq and is a predicted model, not a curated record.
UUUGUUGUCAUACGGUAACAUUGAUGGGGUGAUGAGUCAACAGUACUUACGGUAUUGCGGUAACUCAGCAGAAGCGAGGCGCAUACAGGCAAUGAUGUCUACGAACAGUUUUGUGUGGGGGCAUUUUACAAAAAUAGAUAAUGACAGCGCCAAAUGUAUGUUGUGUGACCGAGUCGUCAAAUGUUCUGGUGGAUCAACAAGCGGACUACGCAGACAUUUAGAGUCCAAACAUGACAAACACGAAGAAAGGCCAUCAUGUUCAAAACGUGCUAAAAUGCUGGAUGGCUACUUUAGCCGAGUUAGCAGCAAGUCUCUUGAAGAAAUACUAGCGGAGAUGGCAGCUUUUGAUGGAUUCUCCUUUAAUAGUAUGGCGAAAUGUGAGUAUCUGAGAUCAGCACUCAAGAGGGAUGGCUACACUCUCCCAAAGAAUCCCACAGAAAUCUCCAAGCAGGUUAGAGUGUUUGCGAACGAGGAGAAAAUUAAACUGGCCGAAAUGUUCCAAGACAUGGUGAAGAAAGGGUUGCGUUUUUCGUUGACCAUUGACGAAUACACUUCUUCCCAACAUAAGCGGUACAUGAGCAUAAAUGUGCACGGUGCGCAAACUUACUGGAAUUUAGGUGUCAUACAUGUCCGUGGAACAAUGCCAGCAGAAAAAGUGAAAGCAUUGGUUGACGAUCAGCUUCAAUGUUUCAAGCUUGACAUGAACCAACACAUUGUGUGCUGCACUACGGAUGGAGCAUCAGUGAUGGUGAAGUUUGGGAGACUGGUGCUGCCGGAAUUACAGCUGUGCUAUGCCCACGCAGUUCACCUGGCUGUCACAGAUGUGCUCUACCACCGUGCCACCUCUGAUGGAGAGAGCAAAGCAAGUGAAGAAGAGGAGGAGAGCAGUGAAGACUCUGAUGACGAGUUAGCUGUGUGCGAGGAUGGGUAUCGGUCAGUGAGAGAGGACAUGUACAGGAGCGUGGAGUGAGUGCGUAAAAUUGCGAGGCACUUCCACAAAUCCCCAGUCAGCAACGACAAGCUGAGGGAAUGUGUCAAACAAGACCAGGGGAAAGAGUUGGCACUCAUCUUGGAUUGUCGCACCAGAUGGAACAGUUUGGCUGACAUGCUGGACCGCUACAUUGCACUACACAGACCAGUGACGAAGACCCUCGUUGAUAUCAACAAUGCACUAAUCAUCACCAACGAAGAGCUUGCACUCAUUCAGCAACUCAGCUCCUGCUUAAAGCCGGUGAAGAUGGGAGUCGAAUCGCUUUGUAACCGUGACACCACCCUCGUUAAAGCUGAUGGGAUUUUCAUCUUCAUGAUUGACCAGUUGACAAAGCAGGACACCCCCCUGAGCCUUGAAAUGAGGGAUGCGAUUGAGAGGAGAUUCAUGGAACGGAGACAGAAGAACUUGGUAUCUUUGUAUAGGUACCUUCUGGAUCCCGGUGUUCUAGUCGCACCAGCACCAAGGCCCACUGAGAUUUUCACCAUGCCAUCAAGACAGAUGCUGAUACGGACGGCUAAGGGACUUGUGGAGCG